AAACACGUUUUUGGAAAAUUAAAUUUUCAAAAUUAAAUUGUUCUCAAUUUUUGUUGCUGUUUUGUUGAUUAUUUCGAGAAAUUAAAUUGUUAAACAUUUUUCCUGUUCUUUUCUAUUCCUCCAGAUCUUGUAAUUGUCAUUGAAUUUGUAUUCUUUUCAUCAUAAGUUACCUAUUGAACCACCACAUGGUUUAUUUUUGAAAUUUGUAUCAAAUUUAAUUGCUGUUUAAUUAUGAGCCGUAGAUCUCGAGAUCUUUUGUCAUUUGGGUCUAAUACUUUGUCUGAUUCUUUAUUGGUUGUUAACAAACCCUCGUCUUCCCGAAAGCGACAAAAACGUGAAUUAAACACUACUAAGGUUGAGUGUGAACUUUUACCUGCUAUUCAAAAUUUUCUUGCCAAGGUUAAAGCUGAAGCAAACAAAGGCCUAGAAGAUUGUACUUCAUCUUCUCAAGGGUCAACCUCUUCUUCGGGUUCAUCAGCAGCAUCAACAUCUACUGCCUCAUCUUCAAUCAUACCCUCAGGUUCAUCUUUCCAUUCAGCCUCGACUCAUACAACUACAUCAUCUUCAUCGGGUUCAGAGGAAACUACUUCAUCCUCCGAAGAAGAAUCAAGUCAACAAGUUGAAUUAAACGUUCUAUUCUAUAAACGUGAUCAUAAUUCCUCCGAUUCGAGUAGUAGUUCCUCUUCUGAAAGUGAUUCUGACACUGAUUGAUUGGACCCACAUAAUUACAUCUCUUACCAACCUAAAUCUAUCUUCUAAUUUGACUUUAUAAUAUAUAAUUUUUCCCUCUAAAUAGUUAAUAAUUUCUUAUAUAAUGGAGGAUUAUGAUAAUGAUCCUGUUCUCAAUAAAUACAAGUUUCCCACUCCAGCAAGAGGAUCGGAUGCCAAACGAUUAGCAGCUCUUGAUUCAAAGUUUGAACAGGAAAAAGCUUCAAAGGAAUUGAUCAAAAGUGCCUUAUCUGGAAAAUUAGUUAAUAAAAAGAUAAUUUUUGAUAAUCCAGUUUCAAAAAAGCAGAAAAAACCUGAGCCCGAACCUGAACCAUCUCUUGCAAGUAAAAAGCUAUUCGAUGAUUACGAUGAUGGCGAUGAAAACGAAUCAUUUAAAUUGGAUAUUCCCUCAUCAAGAUUUAAUAGCUCAAAAGAUUCUAAAAUAAUUCAACUUCAAUCUCGAUUCGCUCAUGAUCCAAGGUUCAAAAUUGAUGACAAGUUUGUUGAAGAUGACGAAGAUUCCAGUUUUCCUAAACGUGGUGGCAAUAGAGAUCGUAAAACUGAUGAUGAUUCAGAUGAUUUGAACAAGGAGAAGGAAAAAGAUUUGGACAUUCUCGAGGAAGUACUUGGUAAACCAUUAAAGAGAAAAUAUAAACACCCUGAAGAGAAACAAGUGACCAGAUCAAUCAUUAUUCCUCGUUAUGAUCCAACAAAACCCGAAUCACAAAAAUUUAAAAUUCGUAAAGUUGACAAACUUGAACCCUAUCAAUUACCCAAUGAGGAAGAAGAUGAACCAAUGGACAAACCAGAGGUCAGCAAGAAAAGAUUUUACGAAAUUAGUGAAACUUUCAAAAAAGAUUUCGAUGAUGAGCAAAACGAUGGUCAAGCUUUCAGUUUAACCGCAAUGUUUGGUCGACCUGCAGCCGAUAUACCAGAAAUUAGCGCAGAAGUUGGUACCAUAAAAGAGAAACGAAGCAAAUCCCAUGAUACUAAAACCGAUGAUGAAAAUUUCAAAAAAUCGAAGAAAAAAUUUGAAUCAGCUAAACAAUCAAUUGAAAAAGUCGAUUCCAGCAAAGAAGAUUCUGAUUCUGAUUCCAAAGGAAAAAAAUCAAAGUCUAAAAAGAAAUCAAAGGAAAUCCAAUCAAUUGACGAAAAGAAAUCCAUCUAUGAAUCUAGUGGUGAAAGAAAACCAAUUGAUUUAAAAUCAAUUAAAUCAAAUAAAAGUAAAGUCUCCAAUCCAUUGUUGAAAUAUGAGCGAUUCUUUUUCGCCGAUAACGAUGGACGAUUGACCAGUAAUUCCUUUUACAAUGUUGAUCGAAUCAAAACUCACACAUCAUCUUGGAAAGAAAAGAAAGUCGUCAUGUCAACAGCUCUCACCAAGAAACGCCGACAUUUCAAGCACGUUUCCAAAUUGAAAUCAGCAUUGGAAACGGGAGAUUCUCGAGACAAAGAUUUACGAACUAAAUAUCGAGUCUACAAGGAGACAACGAAGAAACAUUGAUUUAGUUUCUCUCUCUCUCCCAAUUGUAUCUAAUUGUGAUAAUCAACAAUUAAACUUUGCUCAUGUAAAAAGCAAUCAUUUAAUUUUUUUUUGUAUUACAAUUAGUUCUCAAAGGGUUUAUCAAGGUUUAAUUACAAUUAACAAUCAAGGUUUAGGUAAGCCGUUUUCAAGCUUCCUCGUUUAACUAAAUUAAACCUUGAUGAAAAUAAUUUUGAAUUAAUCAUCAUCAUCAUCAUCAUACUACACUUGAGGCAAUUAAACAAACAAUAUUAACUAAGAAAACAUCAAUGUAAACUAUUAAAUCUUAAAUACCUUCAAUUGUAAUUAACCUUCCCGAUAAAUUAAUCAACAACGACAAAGUUUUUGCUAAACUUUCCUUGGGUAGAAAAUUAUAAUUCUCAUAGAAAUUAAGUAAAUUAUUCUAAUAAUAA
Molecule: messenger RNA, 2640 nt
Organism: Panonychus citri (citrus red mite)
Lineage: Eukaryota; Metazoa; Arthropoda; Arachnida; Trombidiformes; Tetranychidae
Product: nucleolar protein 8-like
Exons: 3
Coding region: 815-2209 (464 amino acids)
Molecular function (GO): RNA binding
Source: RefSeq, a predicted model, not a curated record